CAUGCGUAAAACUAACCCACAGUACAUUGCGGUCACUCUACGUAACCAAAACACAAGAGAUAAGGGUUGACUGAAGUGAAGAGCGUUACUCCCAUCUAUCACGGCGUUGUAAGCAUCAUUUUUAGCAAAGAAGGAAUUCUUCAACUUAAAAGUAACUGGUAGAAGUGCCUUUAUCCCCAUGUUAGCUCUAUUUACACGCAGUUGUCGUGAAACGGGUCGACGGGUUAUGCCGUUACGUCAUGUUAUGCAACGUCUGGUUUCCUCCGCGGCCGUUUCUUAUGUUCAGGGACAGUCACCAUCUCCAAAAGUUCGAGAGUACUUUUAUUACAUUGAUCACCAAGGACAGGUAAUAACCACUCAUGAUUACAGUUUUUGUUGUAUGUCAGUUGUGUUUUCCCAGCUUAACGUUUUACCCCCUUGACCUAACCCAGCUGGUGGAGGGGGGAAUGGGUACUAGCGGGAAGGGCCGCCCCUACCAAACCCCUCAGUCCGUCACAGAUGGACACUUGGGUUGGUGAUGUGCAUCCAGAGUCGUUCUUUUACAUCCCAUGUGAAUAAAAUCAGUGAAGGUGUUGUGAGAUAUGGCCAGAGCUGUCACUAGGCUAGGAGCACUUAAUAACACUUGUCAGAAACAACCUCUUAUGAGUUUCUCUCAGAAUUCAACUGAUGACAGGUUCUUAAAAUUAAGUUGAUCUUUACGUUUUUACUGUACUGAAAUUGAAUCAGAUUCAACUUCAAAAAGCCUUAGCCUGUGUCACAGACGGAACUAAAUUUCUGCAAAGUCCUUCUGCAAAACAGCACUGAAAUCCUUGUUCUGGGCCCUCACCUGUCUGCCAAGGUUUGCGUAUGCACCAUGAUUGGCUCGUUAAAAAAGCCAUUGUGGAAUUGCAAUCAGAUUUUAGAGAAAUUCGAAAUGCAUUUCCAGUAAUUCCUUGAGUCUUCUUAUUGCCCAGAACUAGGAUAUUAGCAUUGCUUCAUAGAUGUUACCAACUGGCAUUAGAUUACAUCUGUGACACAGGCUAAUUACUGAAAUUACAGGCUUAUUACUGAAAACAGUGCUUGAAGAGAUUAAGAAUAGCAUGUUCUGGACUCCUCUAUAUCGCGGCAACACCUCUCAUUCACAGACAUUUCAUUUAAUUUUCCAAAGAUGUCCAACUCGCAACAACUUCAUACAACCCUUACCUAAAAACCCCUACCUCUGUAAUUAAUAUGGGAAUCUAUGUAGAUGUCCAUAUGGCUUAGCCACUUUGGAGUCAGUAUUAAUAAAGUUUGAUCAUUACUAAAUAAUAUACUGAAGUAUUUGAAGUUUGAAGGUAUAAUAUGUUUAAAUCCAAUGAUAAAGUUGAUCAUUUUUUUUUCUACAUGUCUUUCAGUUAUUCCUUGAUGACACCAAAGUGAAGAACUUUAUUACCUGCUUUAAAGGUACAUGUACAAGUCAGUUUGUAUCCAUAAAAUUAGUCCAUGUUGCAGAUGUAACCUAUCUCUGGUUAACCACGUCUGCAAAGCAGUACCAAGAUCCUUGUUUUGGGUCCCUAAUGGAUUCAAUGAAUUACCAGCAGUGCUUUUUGAAUUUCCCCUUAAACCUGAUUACAGUGGCGAAUCCAGGGGAGGGGCCCACCCCCCCUUAUAUUUGGACCAAACUGAGGCCCAAAAGGCCAAAAAAAUUCUUUUGGGAGACAGCCCUCCCCCCUUAUCUUAGGGUCUGAAUGACAGGGCCCCCUGCUUAUUUCAAUGUCUGUAUCCGGCACUGGAUUAACCAAUUGAACCAUGGCUUUUUUUAUCAAGCCAACCGUGGUGUGGAAUCAAAUCCUGAUACACGGUUAGGGCAAAGAACAAGAAUUGCAGCACCAGCUGACAGAUGGACUUAACAGGAGGUCUAGUUUUGUCUUUAAUGCUGUCUAUCGUAAAAUUAUUAGCAACAUAUCUCAUUUAUUUUCCACAGCCUUAUAUUAUUUCAAAACUGAUAUAACUGAGUUCACCAUUUCUUUGAAUUUUUAGACAAACAGUUUCUCAAGUUUUUCUUCAAGAGAUUGAAACAAAACCAGACAACAAGAUACACAGAGGAUUUCCCAUUUGUUUCCCCGUGCGGCAAGGAAAUGAACUACAUUCGCUGUGAUGAUUUACCAGUUGUUUUUGCAACAAUCAUCGAAGAUUCCGAUGUCAGUGCUAACCAGUCUCCAGGAUUGUUGACUUACAGUGGUAUUGGCGAUAAUUUAACAUUUCCAUUUCAACCAGAAAAGAUCUGUAUGCUACCAGAGAGUGGGAGAAUUUAUCAUCCAGGUCCUGAGAAAGUUGGUGGUGUUGCGCUCAUCAAGUCCAGCCUUGCCAUCGAAUUGAGCCCUUAUUUUGAGUACAGGAAGGGAAACCAAGAUAGUGACCCACCGACACAUUUCAAUUGGAAAGGAAUAUGUCAUGAGUUGGACAAUUCAAUGUGGAAAUGUCUCAGAUCAGCCGAGAUUGACGAGCUAAUUAAGAGAACAACUAACUAAUUUAUUCUAUUGCAUGGAAUUUCAGCAGAAUCUGUUUGCCAUGUCAACAGGGUCUGGAAGGGUGGUCUUAAUACCGCAUCGCGUCCCGAAAUUCAGUCAUCUCUAUUCCUGCUUCCCAAGUAGUUUUCAAAGCCCGUAUCUCGUUUAGAAAUUUUGUAUUUUCCCGAAUCACGCGCUAUAUCACAGUCAAAUCCCGAAUCCCACUUUCCGAGUAGCAGUCAAAUCCCGUACCCCAUCAAGAAAUUUUGCAUUUUCCCGAUUCUCGCGCUGUAUUUCAGUUAAAUCGCGGAUCCCGAUUCCCGAGUAGCAAUCAAAUCCCGUCCGUAUAUCGUCAAGAAAUUUUGCGUUUUCUCGAAACCCGCUCUAUAUUUGAGUCAAAUCCCGGAUCCUGCUUCCCAAGUAGCAAUCAAAUCACGUAUCUCUUCAAGAAACUUUGCGUUUUCCCUGAUCUCGCGCUAUGUUUCGUCAAAUUCCGGAUCCCGAGAAUGCCUUUCCAAACCUGGUUAAAUGAGAGGACAGUAUCUCUCUGGACGUCAAAGCAGUUUAACAUUUGUUCUUAGUCUUAAUGAAUACAUUAACAUUGAAACAAGUCAGUUUUUGUUUUUACAAACUUUGGAUCUCGCGCUUUCUCUGAUCUGACGCAAAAGAAGCAACUCGCGCUGUUCGCAUACCCAGCAAUUUUUUCUUUUACCAAGCUCGUAAAAAUGGGGAAAAUAAAAACUAUAACGUUAGACAAAAUAUGAUCCCUUGGUAAGCUGAAUACGAACUCAAUUCAGCGUUACCAGAAACUCAUAAGUGCGUUACAGCAAUACAUUUGUUUUUAAAUUCAUUAACAGCUUUAGGGACAUACGAUAUCACAAUUAAGGCUAAAAAUGUGUGUAACGUUUUAACAGAACCGACCUUUUGAUUGUUUUCACUUGAAACAGUGUGAAAUAGAAAAUCAUAUUUUCUCCGACCUCAUAGGAGAUUUAUUAUCGUUUCCUUGGAGAUUUCCAUUCGUUUUUGCCUCUUAGCAACGGUGACACUGGCAGCUCCGAAUCAGCCAAUCAGGGCGUGUUAAUUUGAUUUGAAGGGCUGUCGUCAGCUUUAAAUGACGCAAACAAUGGCGCGUACACGCGGGUAUAACAGGCGUGUACUCGUCAGAACCAGUCAGUUUGUUGCUAACGAGUGCUAUUCAGACUUAUGUCACUUUGGUGAUCAAUAUAUUCAUUAUGGGUUGUGCUAUGAGUAAGAAAUGCCUGCGGCGCCUACCAAAGAAGCAAAAGGUGAGCAGAUAUGAAGUGUUGAUAAAAUGGUG
Porites lobata is the source of this 3786-nucleotide messenger RNA. The record is from the annotation of a GenBank genome assembly. NCBI's taxonomy places the organism in Eukaryota, Metazoa, Cnidaria, Anthozoa, Scleractinia, Poritidae.